CUUCCCAGGAUGCCGCGCAGGGCCGCCUGACUUCUGGCCGCCGGUGAUGGAUGCGGGGCCAUCCCGCUGCGCCAACUCGGCUGUCGCGGCCGCAAUGGUUUCGCGAUGGGGCUGAUACCUAAGGAUGCCCAAAGCCACAGUGAAGCUCAUAGUAACAGGAGAUGACUUUGGCUACUGCCCAAGAAGAAAUCAAGGCAUUGUGGAGUGUUUUCUCGCCGGCGCCGUAUCAAAUGUUUCUCUUCUGGUCAACGGGAGUGCGGUGUCCGAUGCGGUUCAGCUGGCAAAGAGCAGCCUCCAUCUGCCUGAUGGCAGGGCCGGCCCACUUUCUGGCUGUAGCAGUUCACCCCAGUUGGAUUUUUUAAAUAUCUGCUUUCUCCUUUUUUUCCUUCCAGAAAUCAGACAUAUAUUUGCCCAGGUACUGAAGGAUUAUGGGAUCACAUACACACGGAUCCCCAUUGAGCCAGAUCUUCCUCGCUGUGAUUGGAUAGAUCCACCUUUAAUGGCCUUCUAUCAGGGUGUGGAGAAAGACUCGCUUAACACUGUGGCUGUGUUUAGGAAGCACAGCAUACGAUGGCCAGACAUCUAUAUAGGACUGAGCACCAUGGGAAAGAAUAUGUCUGUCACCAACAUCCGAGGUGCUAUUGAUAAUGCUACCACAUCUUACCUGGCAAAAGUGGGUGACUCUUCCACUCUCCCCAGUUCAUCUGUGAGCCCAGAUCAAGAAACCAGAACAGUAACGAUCGAACUGAUGACCCAUCCGGGCUAUCCCAGCAUCCCGCCAGUUGGAGGCUGUGGGGAGGGUCCGGACGAUUUCUCGCAGUCCUGGGAACGGCAGCAUGAACUUGAAACAUUAAAGAAUACAGAGCUGCAGAAUCAUUACAAAACACGGAACAUUGAACUGUGUGCAUUUAAAGACCUCGGACUAUGACCGAUGGAAGGAGGCGGCUGUAGCGUGUCCUGCGCAGGCAAGGUUGGGUUACACAGGAUGCGAAGGAGGUUGUAGAGCUAUGACCCGAAAUGAAUAAAUAUUCAUUUUCUUGUUCUGGACAUUUCCACUGAACUUCUGUUCUGAUGCUUGGAAGCCCCCCCGAGGACUGAGGAUGCCCAUUUCACAAGAUCAGAGUAGCUGCAACUGGUGUCCUGAAGAGUAGAGUAGAAUAUCCACAAGCAGGCAAAGAUCUGUGGGAAGCUGUAGGGAGCUCCUCAGGACGGGCCAUUGUUGGCUUGCCUCCGAUGCGGAUGCUGGUGUAGAGAAACAUGUUUUAAGAGUCCUAGGAUGCAGUUGUGUACCCUGGGAAUCCUAGUGCAUUGAUCUGCCCAUCAUAACAGAGACCUGAAUUUGAUGACCAAGGUCAUCAAAAUUCCAUUCCAGUAAAAACGGAAUUCUGCCACCUUUAUAAUGGAUGGAAAUGUACAAGA
Messenger RNA from Pogona vitticeps (central bearded dragon), 1419 nucleotides. The record is from RefSeq and is a predicted model, not a curated record. Lineage: Eukaryota; Metazoa; Chordata; Lepidosauria; Squamata; Agamidae.